Carcharodon carcharias (great white shark) is the source of this 1691-nucleotide messenger RNA. Its product is annotated as zinc-binding protein A33-like. Gene Ontology annotation, molecular function: protein binding; zinc ion binding. Lineage: Eukaryota; Metazoa; Chordata; Chondrichthyes; Lamniformes; Lamnidae. The transcript is spliced from 7 exons. The coding region runs from base 1 to 1392 and encodes 463 amino acids. The record is from RefSeq and is a predicted model, not a curated record.
AUGCGUUUCACGGUCCGCACGAGCAGGGCGGCUGUCGUUGCGUUAUUCGGAGUUACAGCGGGGAGCAAUGUGACAAGGAUCGGCGGGGAAAGAAACAAGAGGAAGGAUCAGGGGGGCUCUCUCUGUUGUCCCCAGUGUGGCAAGUACACUGCAGAGCUGACCCUCCAGCCCAACCGUGUAUUGAGGAAUGUGGCGGAUAAGAUUCGCAGGCUGACCAGCCCGCAAGAGGUGGAUGAGGAGGAGAGAUGUCUGUGCCAAGAGCACCAAGAAAAACUGAACCUUAUCUGUGAGACAGACGGGAUGUACAUCUGCUCGGUGUGCAGGGACUCAAAGCUUCACCAGCAGCACAAAUUUAGGGAGCGAAGUGAAUUCCUCACAACAUGUAAGAACAAAGGAGUCGCUUCCUUAAACUCACUAAACCAGAAGGUGGUCUCUUUGAAAGAAGUGCUGCAGAAACAAGGACUCGAGAUUGCACAAACUAAAGAAAUGGGCUGUAAUCUGAUUUGCCAUGUUGCACAGCAGUUUGCUGAGCUGCACCAGUUCCUCAAUGAGCAAGAGCAACAGUUGAUAGAAAAACUGGAAGCUGAGGUGGAAAGCAACUUGGCAGGAAUGGGAAGGAAUGUGUCAAAAGUCCGUGGAAUACUCUUCUCUACUGAGCUGGACAUCACUAACAUGGAGGCCAAACUGGAGCGAGGUGACCUGACCUCCCUUAAGGAGGUUAAUUCUUGGAGGGACAGGUUUUCUGAAGAGACACCCACUACUCUGUUGGGGAAUAUGUGCCUGGGGAUAUACAGAGGCCCUUUACAGUACAAACUGUGGAGGGAAAUGAAGAAAAUCGUCCAUCCAGUUCCAGCCGCCCUGACCCUGGACCCUCGAACAGCAAACCCUUGGCUGCUGCUGACUGAGGACCUGACCAGCGUGACUGCCAUUGAUACCAAGCAGCUGCUCCCUGACAGCCCGGCCAGGUUCGACGUGUGCGUCUCCGUCCUGGCUGCUGAAGGCUUCACGGUGGGGAGGCACUACUGGGAGGUUGAGGUGAGCGGCAAGUCCAAAUGGGACCUGGGUGUGGCCAGAGAGUCCAUCAAUAGGAAGGGAGAUAUCGCCUUGAAGCCCGAGAAUGGAUACCUGGCACUGUCGCUAAGCAAUGGGGAGCAGUACUGUGCUCUAACCUCCCCGACAGUCACCCCGCUGGCUCUGGGGAAGAAACCCAGCCAGGUUGGUGUUUACCUGGACUAUGAGGGAGGCCAAGUGUCCUUUUAUGAUGCUGCUGACUUGUCUCAUCUCUACACUUUCACAGAGACAUUUACCGAGAGAAUGUUCCCUUACUUUUGCCCCUGUUUGAAUGACACUGGAGACAAUGGUGCUCCUCUUGUGGUAGUUUCCUUAAGUUGACUGUGUCCUUAAAGAUUGAUUCAGCUCUGGCUGCUCAUGACUAGGUUUCUAUGAGUAAAAAUACUCAUUACUGGGAAGAAUGAAUUAAUAGAAUCACCCUAAUCUGCAUUGUUCAAUCGCUAGCGAGUCCAGUGGGUGAGGGAAUGUGUAUUCACCAAACUUCUACUGUCCAUGCAAUCCACACUCCCUGUCCACUCGGUUUCCAGGGCUGAUGUUUCAGUAUAUCUGUUAGAGGAAUGCACAUCUUUUCUACAAUGAAAUGUAAGAUUAAUAAAUUUCAUCUUUGUCAAAAAGCAAAA